Peronospora matthiolae is the source of this 2385-nucleotide messenger RNA. The record is from the annotation of a GenBank genome assembly. Lineage: Eukaryota; Oomycota; Peronosporomycetes; Peronosporales; Peronosporaceae.
AUGCGAGGUGAAGACCAGCGCCUGACAGAGCAUCUGAAGGCGAUUUUUGCCGAAAUCGAGCGGCUGCGGCUCGUCUACAGUCACGCAAUCGAUCAGCUGGAGACGUAUACGCUGCCAAAUUUAUCGCCACAUUCAGCUACCCGAUGGUUUAAUAUGUACCUUCGUGUUGUGGACAUAGGCAUCCAACUUCGACGCGGAGAAGUCCGUCACUGCUCGACGCAGCAAUUCAAAUUCCCUUGCAUGCACGAGACUGGCACCAAAGGAGCUGUGCACUCGGGGCUGAGUAUUGACGAUGGAAAUGCCAUAUACCAGCAAAUGGAGAGUCGGAAACUGGUGUCCGAGAAUCGACUGGACCGCUGGUUCAUCAAAAUGGACGGACUGGAUCGCGACGACAUAGGUCUGUUGGACAAAAGAGUUACACGGUGCCUUGAGAGUUUUCGUAGACAAGAUAGCAUCUUUUACGAUCGAAUUGAGAUUAUGGGCGAGGAUCCUCAUGAGGAAAUGAUGGUGCUGGGAGGACAUGGUGCUACGGAUUCUCGGGUCCUGGCGAAGGCUACACGAACGUGUUUUGGGCCGUCGAAGUGUUCUUGCGAGGAAGAUGCGCAUCCUUGGGAGAGUUUUAGUCUUACGUCUGGUGAUCCACUUUCGCAAAAGCCUCUUGUGACGAAUGCAAACUCUAGCACUAAGUCUGAACAGCUAGAAGAUAUGGGUAUUAUCGACAUCAAGCGACAGAUGGGAUUCCAACAACUAUCGUAUGAGGAUGCGCAAGAAAACGUAGUGACGCUUGCACGAGAUUCCUCGCGAUCGGCUGGGCAUCUGAACAGUUUUGGCAAAAAUACUACUGCCACGGUAGGGCUACAUGCUCCGUUAUCGGCACGAAGCAUUUACCAAAAAAAGUGUGGGGAGAUUGGAUUAGAAGCGAAGCCAUCGAUACAUGCGUUGCUGGCAGUGAAUAAUGGAGCGCAUCAUCUUGACCUGUCUGGCAUCGGUUUCCAUUCCGCACACGAUCUCCAGGACUUAGUGGACAUUUUUUCGAUACCCGGAUUACCUCCUGUGAAGGAACUGAAUGUGUCAAACGGUUUUUUCAACGCCGCGGCCUUCGACGUAUUGUGCGAAUUGCUGCGCUUACCACUGCUCCGUCAGAACGUGAAGCAACUCAGUCUUCGUGGCAUUGCUGUCCCACGGUCGGCCGAUAUCGCCGUCCUCGUGCGACUACUGACCGGCGACAGUUCAUCUAUCAGGUCCCUACCAGCACUUGAUAGCUUACAAACACUGGAUUUGUCAUACAAUACGUUGUGGCAUGAAGGCGCUGAGCACCUUCGACCCCUGCUCGCUAGCUUACCGGGGCUUGAACAUCUCUUUCUGGAAUCCUGCUUCCCAAAAAUUGUUUCUUCAUUUAACCCGCCAAGUUCCGCUAGCGAUCAAAAAGUGAUGGAGGAUAAUGUGCGUUUGGCACUGAUGGAUGUUAGCAAUCGUCUACAAUGCCUGGAUUUCGGCUCAAACUGCAUUGCGACUGAAUCGCGCUGGUUAGAUGCUAUUUUUGCUCCUGGUAGCACAACACAAAAGCUGUACCUGCGUGGAAUUACUAGCAUCUCUCGUUGCACGACCGAGAUAGUGGAAGAUGAUUGGAAAGUAAGCGAAACUUGGGACCUGCAGCAGGUUGAAACGCUUACGUGGUCUUCCAGCAGUGUUUACACCAACAAGUUGCUCGAUGCUUUAUCUGCCGAGUUACAAGGCGGUUUCGCACAACUGAAGCACCUCGACCUUGAAGUUAAUGAUGCAUCCUGGCGAGAUCGCGAAAGUAACAACGUCGACCGACACAUCGCAGAUACAAUCGCGCACAUUGCCGACUAUGGGGUAAUGCAAUCAUGUCGUAUUUGCUAUUAUCGUCAAAAUGGGACCAUCUCGCUUGGUGUUUAUGUUUCGAUGAAAAAGCUUUUGGAGGAUGGACUGCAUGAGUGUGAAGUUUUGGCAUUACGUAUACCACACCUGUGUCUCGGCUCGAGUGCAAUUUGCGAUCUGCUGUCGAGCGCGGUCGUUCCUAAGAUGUGGAAACUGACGCUGGCCAUCGGGAUUGUUCCCGAAAACGAGGAAGCCCUGACUUCAGGCUCGUGUUUUCCGCAAAUGCAAUCGAUGCGAGAACUCGUAUUGGAACUGCAUACCACAGUCACAUCUGAGGCCACGGCAGUUGCAUUGGCGCAUCAGUUGAAGACGUCCUGGCUUAAGCCGCACGCUUCGACCGACUUCGUAGAUGACGUAAAACAAGACGUCGAUCUUGUGGACGGAAAUGUGGCCCGUUCUUUCGAUUUAUUAGAGCAAGUGAAGGCGAAUAAGCGGAUUUACCGAUGCCGCUUUUACGUCACGUCACCGUCACAACAAUCAUAG